Mirounga angustirostris (Northern elephant seal) is the source of this 492-nucleotide messenger RNA. It is a transcript of the gene PRR27, whose product is annotated as proline rich 27. Gene Ontology annotation, cellular component: extracellular exosome. The record is from RefSeq and is a predicted model, not a curated record. Lineage: Eukaryota; Metazoa; Chordata; Mammalia; Carnivora; Phocidae. The transcript is spliced from 2 exons. The coding region runs from base 1 to 492 and encodes 163 amino acids.
AUGAGUGAUGAAGAAAAGAAUUACCUGAAACAACUGGAUUACAGUGGCAAUCAUUACCUUCUUGACCCAUCUCUGAAUACUCCUCCUCCCACAUCAGGCCUUAAUUUUGCUCUUCCUUUUCGUCCUUCAAGGAAUAAAAUCCCCACUUACCCUGGGAAUCCUGACCCUGGUUCAGGGGUACCUUCAUAUCCCUGGAUUCUCAAUUCUCCAGGAGCCCUCCUCCACCACAGUCCUAGUUUUACCAUAACUACUUCGUCAGUCCCCUCUCCUCCUCCUCAGAAAUCUUCCUACUUUGUCCCUCCCUUGAGUAGACUUGAAGGACCUUUUAUCCCACUCAGUGCUCCCAUGCCUAUGGCUACUGAGCCUUAUAUAGCUACACCUCUUGUAGUUACACCUACUACACCUCCCAACCCAAAGCUUAUUGCGGUUGAGCCUGGGCCCCUAGAGCCUGAUGACGCCGAGCCUGCUGCUUCAGAACCUCAGCUUUCUUGA